Molecule: messenger RNA, 738 nt
Organism: Papaver somniferum (opium poppy)
Lineage: Eukaryota; Viridiplantae; Streptophyta; Magnoliopsida; Ranunculales; Papaveraceae
Exons: 3
Coding region: 1-738 (245 amino acids)
Source: RefSeq, a predicted model, not a curated record
AUGGUUUUUGGCAAUGUUCAUGUUAAUCUUAAACAAGCGCAACUUAGGCUUGAGGGGGCUAUGAGGGAGACUGAUGAAGAUCCUUUCGAUGUUGAGAAACAAAAUCAUAUGAAGGAUGCGCAAGUUGAAGUGAAUGAUAUUCGUAUGCAAUUGGUGACAAUGUUGAAACAGAAAUCUAGGAAUCAAUGGUUGAUGGAGGGGGCUAGUAAUACUAACUUCUUCCAUAAUAACAUUCGUAUGAGAAGGAGUAAUAAUACUAUUUCGAAGUUGGUUAAUGAUUCGGGAGUUACAAUUACUGAUUGUGAUCAAAUUCGUGACAUGGUUGUAAAUUAUUAUCAAGCUAAGUGUAAUAGGGAUAAUUCAGUUUUGGAGAAUUCACUUUUUGAUAUAGAUCAUUACCGUAUCUCUACUGAGGAGAGUAAUUUUAUGGAUCGUUUGCCUACUGUGGAGGAGUUUCAUGAGGUUGUUUUUGACUUGGGAGCGGAUAGUGCUCCAGCUACUCGUUUGGGGAGUGUCCUGGGUAACUUGGUUUCUGAGGAGCAAGUGGAUUUUAUGAAGGAUAGAAAUAUCCAUGAGAACAUCUGUUUAGCUUCAGAAAUGGUGAAUGAGCUUCAUAUUAAACGCAAGGAGGGUAACGUGGGUUUGAAGCUUGAUAUUACUCAAGCUUUUGACACGAUUUUAAGGUCAGCUAGAAUUUCCGUCCUUGUUAAUGGUAGCCCGGAAGGUUUUUCAGUAUAG